Messenger RNA from Trametes versicolor FP-101664 SS1, 2547 nucleotides. RefSeq names its product gamma-tubulin complex DGRIP91/SPC98 component. Lineage: Eukaryota; Fungi; Basidiomycota; Agaricomycetes; Polyporales; Polyporaceae. Gene Ontology annotation, molecular function: gamma-tubulin binding; microtubule minus-end binding. Gene Ontology annotation, biological process: meiotic cell cycle; mitotic cell cycle; spindle assembly. Bases 7 to 2547 code for a protein of 846 amino acids. The transcript has 14 exons. Gene Ontology annotation, cellular component: equatorial microtubule organizing center; spindle pole; centrosome. The record is from RefSeq and is a predicted model, not a curated record.
UCAGCCAUGUCUAACGCCCUCGAGUCUCUCGUAUACUCCCUCGUGCCCAACGCUCGUCAAGAUGAACGCCUCAAGCGACAGCUCAUAGCGCACUGCGAAGAGAUCUUGAGCAGUCACAUAGGCCAAGCGGCGGAAAAGGACAUAGGCCACCUUGCAGACCUCAUAAAACGCCAUCUGCUGCAGACAACCUCGAGCAGUUCGAGUACGCUCCGUUUCACGAAUCUGUUGUCAAGAUUGUUAGACCAACCCGUAUUGUCAAGAAAGCACGCCUCCCUCCAAUUCCUAUACACCCUCGCUGCCGCCCCCGCCCCUGCUCCCGUAACCUCAUUCCUCCCUGCUCUCGCUCCACCUCCGCCUACGCGACCAUCGUCGAAAGCGACUACUCCCAUCGAUGCAAACUCUACACAUAGGCAACAGAGGGGGAAAUCUAAGGCCGACCUCCUCCGAGAAUACCGCCUACGGCUAGGCCAGCCGCAUAUACCCGAGCAUCUCAUUCUUCGGGAUACACUUUACCUUCUACAAGGCAUCUCCGGGAAAUACGUCCAAUUCUCGGUAACGAAGGAUGCCGAGCAGAACAAGGAGCUCAUCUUCACCGAAGACCCUAGAUACCACGUGCCACCACCAACGCGAGCCCUCAUCCACCGGCUCGCUGAGGUGGGCCACCUGUAUCAACGCGUAGAUGCAUUCGUGCGCGAACGCGAAGGGAAAGUCGGGGUGGGCAUGAUCGAGCAGAGCCUGUGUCACCACCUCCAGUCCCAACUCACGGAGUACUACAGACUGAUCGCAGUCCUGGAGUCACAGAUGUCCGCCGUGUCGAAGCAGGACGAGAACGCGAACGAGGGAGAGCACACGCGGGAAGAGACUGGGUUAACACUCAAGCGCUUGGAUGUGUGGAUUGAGGACUGGCGACUACGAAUGCGGAUGAUGAGCGUAUGUGUGGAAGGUGCCAGAGACGCACAGGGAGGGGCCCUCGUCAAUCUUAUACACGGCUACGCAGAGAAUGGAGAUCCCUUCAUUCGCAAAUUCACCAACCAGCUACUGGAGGAGGUAUCUAAGCCCUUCUUUGCGACCCUCCACAAGUGGCUGUUCUCCGGAGAGCUCUACGACCCAUUUUCAGAGUUCUUCGUUGCGGUCGAUCCGGAGCUCGCCCAUUUGCAAUACAUGCAACCCUCCCUGCAGGGAGUUGGUCAGCUAGCCACUGACGGUGGGUUUGGCGGGGGCGAUAUGGAGGAUACUUCGGAGGAGCAUGCAGGCGGGCUACAACUCUGGGAACGGAAGUACCAGUUCCAGAAGGACAUGUUGCCCGCCUUUGUGGGAGAGACCUUUGGCCGGAAGAUCUUCUCUACAGGCAAGAGUUUGAACUUCAUCCGAUACAGCUGUCAUGACAGCGAUUGGGUCGCGACCCGGGAACGACUCAGCAACACCGGUGGCACGCUCAAAUACAGUGACAUCGUCGGCCUCGAGAGGAGUAUAGAUGUCGCGUACCAGAUUGCCAGUCAACGGCUAUUCGACGUGUUCUUUGACAAGUAUCGCCUGUUGGACCAUCUAUUGGCGCUCAAGCACUAUCUGCUUCUGGGAUACGGCGAUUUCGCAGACCAGCUGAUGGACACUCUUGGUCCAAGUCUGUCCCGCCCCGCAAACACUCUCUAUCGACACAACUUGACCGCCACACUCGAAUCCGCACUUCGCUCCUCGAAUGCGCAGAACGACCCCUCCGACGUGCUCCGGCGGCUCGACGCGCGCAUGCUCGAGUAUUCACACGGCGAGAUCGGUUGGGACGUCUUCACGCUCGAGUACAAGGUUGACGCGCCGAUCGACACCGUGCUCGACCCGACGGCGAUGAUGAAAUACCUCAAGCUCUUCAACCACCUCUGGCGUGUCAAGCGCAUCGGGGGCACGCUCAGCACGGGCUGGAUGCGCAUCGCGGGCGGCGCGAAGACCUUCUUGCGCGUCCCAGAACUCGAGUACGACUGGCACCAGAUCCGGCUCGUGAUGGCGGAGAUGAUCCACUUCAUGCGCCAAAUGGAGGCGUACUGCAACCUGGAGGUGAUCGAGUGCUCGUGGACGGAGCUGAUCGCGUUCGUCGAGAAGAAGGAGGGCGACCUGGACGCGCUCAUCGAGACGCACCGCGCGUACCUGGACCGCAUGGUCAAGAAGGUGCUCCUGCUCAGCCCGAAGGCGGGCCGGGAGGAGAACCUGCUGAACCAGGUUCGGGACGUGUUCACGAUGAUCUUGAACUUCCGCGAGGCAACGGAUGAUCUCUACAAUUAUUGUCUAUCUGAGUCAGCUCGACGUGAUGCAGAGAAAGACGCUACCAGGGGGGUGCACACGCGCAUCGAGACCGCAGAAGACCGCAGAUAUACCAUCGAGUCCCUCCCAGGCAUCCUCUCCCGUGUCCGUGAAUAUGGCGCAGCGUUCUCCGAGCGCGUCCAGGCGAUCGUGCAAGCGCUCGCCGCGCACCCCGACCUCGACUGCCGUUUCUUGGGUAUCCGGCUCUCUUUCAGCGACUUUUACAAGACGAGGAAGGAACAACAGCUACGUGCUUGA